UUUCGCGUUUCACUGCCCACGUGAGCCUCCUGAUUGUGUACAUGUCGAGCGAGCUCCCGGAUGCGGGCGUCUGCUUACGUGUACAAACAGGGUCGGUGACGGGGCACGUGCGAUUGGAGUUAGAGACUCGACAAUCUGCGAUCUGACGUUUCGCAAACGACGACGACGCACGGUGGAGUGACCGCCCGCGUUCCCAUUCCGCGCGAGACUCGGCAGACAUGACCGUGAAACUGAAGCUGAAAGACGUGAAGGACAAGCUGAAGGAUGACACCCUGGACCUCAGCUUGUGCGACUUGGAGGAAGUGCCUGUGCGAGAAAUCGCAUCUCUUAGGAAAGCAACAAAUGUCAAUUUGUCAACCAAUCUUCUGGUUUCACUACCGGUCACUUUUGUUACUUUAAAACAAAUUGUAAAAUUGGAUCUCAGCAGGAACAUGCUGGUCGAACUUCCCGAAAAUUUUGGUGAAAUGACACAGUUGAAACAUUUGGAUUUGUAUGCUAACAAGAUUAGCAGAUUACCUCUGAGUCUAAGCGAAUUGAAAAAUCUAAGGUGGUUGGAUUUGAAAGAAAAUCCUUUGACCGAGGCAGUUGCCAGUGUUGCAGGACCAUGCAGCAAUAUGCGCGAGUGUCAGGCAUGCGCUCGUAAUGUCGUUACUUAUCUGUCCAACGUCAAGCUCGUCAUCGAAGAAGAAAGAUUACGUAGAUUAAAUAAUGCCUCAGGCGAUGGAGACAAGGAAGUGGCAAGUACAAAAAAGGAAGGCAAAAGGAAAAGAAGGAAGAACGCAGAAAGGGAAAAAACAAAUGGAAAUAAAACCGAGUCUUUGACACAAAACGAGGGAGGAUCUUUACAGGACAAUAGCGAUAGCGCAAGAUUAAUGGGAUCGUCCGAUAGCACGUCCGCGCGUACAUCGUACAGAUCCACAGGCACUGGACUGUGCCGGUCUCUCACAUGCGUGAUCGUGUGGCUGUUCGUGGUUAGCUCGCUGCUUACCGUAACGCUGAUGAUACUCUCGUGGCGUUACGAGCAACAGACGGACACGUUCCUGCAAAAUGCACAGACGUUGUCGGGGCUGCCGUUAAAAAGUUAUCAUCGGCAAACCACGGAUUAUUUGCAGCGUAUAAUAAAGCUUGCAACCGUGCAGGUCGAAACGAUUAUCGACGCUGUCAACGAUUUUUAUAAAACGCAAUUCGAGAGUGGUACGAAUAAGGCGGAGAAGGAGUUAUAACACCAUUUGCCCAUUUCCAUUUAACCCUGGAAUGGUAUUCGUAUUUUUCUGUUUAUAUUGACACUACUUUGGGUAAAAAUUCACCUGCUCAGCAAACGAAAAUAAAUUCAAAUAAAUUGAAAAUUGCAAUUUAUUUUAAUUUAUCCGAGUUUACGUUUUAGAAUCUUGAAGUGUUUCAAACGAAUUCAAAUGGUUUAAAUAACGAAAAUAGAGAAAAUAUACCGAUUAAAAGCAGAUCUUAGUGCUCAAUAAUUUUAAAAAUAAAUUUACAAACAUUUUCCCCAAACUACGCGUCGUAUACUUAAAAGAAUCUAGAAAUGUUACGAAAAUUAAAUUGCUAAUCAAUUAAAAUGAAAUGCACUAUUCAUCAUUUUGAAUUCGGAUGUAUUCAUAGGCUUGUUUUCUAUUCCUGCACUAGACUGCACUGGAACGUUCCUUCUUGCUUUCACUAACUUUGAAAUAUCUAUCUAUUUCAUUUUAAGUGUACACUUAUUUAGAGAGUUCAGGAACAGAAAACAAACGGCAUGUCUCAUAUUAUUUUUGGAUUCUAAUAGAUUCAAAAAAUCUUGAGCGCGAAUUCGAAAAUGCUGAAAUAAAUUUAUUUCUAUCCAUUUCAAUUCAUUUUUAUUUACUGGGCAUAUAAUUAAGAAUUUUUUUAUACUCUUUUUAUAUCUAUAACUUUCAAUGCUUUUUUUAUAGACUAAUUGAAUUAACACUAGUUUUAUGUACAAAAAGUGUUAUUUAAUAUUAUUUGAACUUAACUAAAAAUAUUUAAUUUAAAAAAACUAUACUAAAUUUGAAUUGACACUUGAAUAUUCACCCAUAGUAGGAUUCGAGAGUUAAUUGUGGAAAUCGGCAAAAUCGGAAGACAUUUAAACAAAACUGAAACGAUGCAUUUAAGAUUGGGUUGUAUUAUAAAAGCUUAUUUUCGUUGAAAAAUAAACUAAUAAAGAGAUAUUCC
This is a messenger RNA of Solenopsis invicta (red fire ant), 2184 nucleotides long. Its product is annotated as leucine-rich repeat-containing protein 59. The coding region runs from base 219 to 1223 and encodes 334 amino acids. The transcript is spliced from 6 exons. The record is from RefSeq and is a predicted model, not a curated record. Gene Ontology annotation, molecular function: protein binding. Lineage: Eukaryota; Metazoa; Arthropoda; Insecta; Hymenoptera; Formicidae.